This is a messenger RNA of Puccinia graminis f. sp. tritici CRL 75-36-700-3, 3374 nucleotides long. RefSeq lists its product as uncharacterized. Bases 1 to 3282 code for a protein of 1093 amino acids. The transcript is spliced from 5 exons. The record is from RefSeq and is a predicted model, not a curated record. NCBI's taxonomy places the organism in Eukaryota, Fungi, Basidiomycota, Pucciniomycetes, Pucciniales, Pucciniaceae.
AUGCGGCGAGACCAACCAAUUCGACCAGAAGAGACACGACGGCGACGGUGGUUCAGUCGGACGGCAGGUUCAGCAGUCCAUUCAGAGGGUGGUCGUCCCGGAUUUGGGCUGGCUUUUUCCCGGUCCCGCCCCGUCGCCGUCGGGAAAGCCUCCACGGGGGGUCUGAACAACUUGCCCGAUCCGGAUGUCUUGAGUUUUCACAUAUUAAAUAGUGUGACUCGGCUGCGGCUCAGCCAGCCGGACUCCCGGCCACACUUGCCGGAAUCCGCACUGAUUGCCGACUCCACGUUCCUGCAAGUUAGUACAAUGGAUCAACUAGUUCGUGCUUCGGGAUUCAAUCAAGACGAGAUAGCUGGUCAAUGCCAACGAUUCCUAGAUCUUCAUAGGUAUCUUGUCGACCCAGAAAAAGCAUUCCACGAUUUCUUCGAUGUUGUCGGAUUGAAAACGAUCGAGGAGCAUCUCGACCAUCUUGAGACGCUGUGCAGGAAAUUAAAACAAGACACCGACGAUUUUAGUGUGCUCUGGUGUGAACUUCUCACGAGGGAUGCGACUUUCAAAAACAUUCAACUAAUCUGGGAAACCGAGUCUGACCGAUCCCUUGAAGAGAAUAUUUCCCAACUUGCUUUCCUUCAGCAGUACCCGAGGCUUUCUCAAAAUUUUCACGCGACUCACGAGCAAAGAAUCCAGGCACUCCAAUCUUCCAACUCGCUGGAGGCCGAGGCACUCUUUGUAUCAAAAGGAUCGACAUUUGAUCAAGAAAGUACAGCUGCUCAAUGGCAGCGUUUCCUAAAUCUUCAUCUGGAGCUAGUCAACCCAGAAGAAUCAUUCAAAGAUUUCCUGGAUAUUGUCGGGUUGAAAACUCUCAAGGAGCAUCUCGAUCAUCUUGAGAGUCUCUGUGACACUUCAACCCACGUAUCAAGGACCAAGUUCGGUCGACUGUGGAGCGGACUUCUCAACAGGACAAUGAAAUUCCGUACCUUGCAAUCGGGUUUAGGCACCAGAUCGGAUCAGUCUCUUCAAGCGCAUAUUUCUCAACUUGCUUUCUUGCAGCAGCACCCAAGGAUUUCUCAAGAUUUUGAAACCACUCAUCAACAAAGAGUCGAGGCACUGGACUCCUCGACGUCUCAGGAGGCUGAAGCAUGUUUCGCGCGAAGACCAAACUCUGAAACUCUGCAAGCCGAAAUCGUGGCAGAAGGAUACGAUCGAACGUACUCAAAUGCCGAACGCAUAGUGAUUCCGACGCUUAAGAUUCUCCAAGAUUUUGCUGCUGCUUGGUUACCUGCCAAAUACGUGGCUCCUUAUACAGCACUCAUCGCACCCUCGCUUAACGGGAAAACUCGGCUAUUGAAGGAGCUAUCGAGACAUAUUUGUGUUGUGUAUAUCUGUAUCCGCCCCGACAAAUCAACUGGAUACCCGCCGCGAUCCGAAUGGGCUUAUCGCAUACUAAUCGACGUAGAACGAAAAUCCCUCGAAAAACAAUAUGAGCUUUUGCUGCUUGCUAUCCUGAAUGUCGUGGCCACUUUCUUUGAGAAACAAAAAAGUCAAAUGGCUACAAGUGAUCGAAUGGAAUCAUGGAUUAAUCAUAGCUUUCCCAAAAACCAUCGAAGCGGUGACCCACCCUUUUGGCUAGAUGUCCAGAAGCAAAUGGAGAGUCUUACAAUGUUGUCUGAGAAAGAGAGUGCCGGACGCUUGAAGGGCGCAUUAAGCAGGAUGAAGAAGAGUACCAGCUUCUUAGGACCAACCGACCUUAACCUGCUUUUGGCAAUCGACGAAGCCAGCCAAUUACUCCACAGCAGAGAAUCACCUGACGAUUGGACAUUUUUCCGUAUUCUCCGACGCACGCUAGCUAAAAUACCAUCAGCAAGCGGGGUUUUUGCAAUCCUUGCAGACACUACUUCUCAAAUCUCUAAUUUCACUCCACCGGGAAACCUGGAUCCCAGCCACAGGCCCGGCAAGCCUGGGCUAGCGCUUUUUGACCCCAUCUAUCAGGUCGCCACCUUUGAUAUACUAGUCUCUGCUCCGCCCACAACAUGGCAGCAACUGCAAUCAGCAUUCCGACUCCUACGCUAUGGCAGUCCGUUUUUUGGUGUGUAUGUUGAUGUUGCCAGUGAAAAACAAGGCGCCGAGGGAAUCGUGCAAGACUUGAUCCAUUUUGCCCUUGAAAAGCUUCUUGGCUUGACAGAUAGGUCUAUUGACCCUUCUUCCCUGACCAAUUCGCAAGCGAUCGCCUUACUUGGCUCCACCAUACAGCCGCAGCUGUAUGGAGCGUCACAUCUGAAUGUCCGUCUAGUUGCUAGUCAUGCUGCGCAGUGCCUGUUUAUCGACCCAUCGCGCCAGUUUCUCAUAAGUGAAUAUCCAUCUCAAAUUGCUUUUUCCUCAGCGGCCAAUCAAUAUCUAGCAAUAGAUGAGGCCAGAUUGAUACGAUGCAUUGAAAUCCUGACCUUUACUCGUCAGCAAGGUCAUGUUGGCCCGGGGGAUAUUGGCGAGCUAGUUAGUCGUGUUGUCCUACUGCGAGCAAUGCAAGAAACGAUGAGGAAGAACCAACCAAAACCAGGUGAAGAACCACAUCCGGAAAAGGUCGUUAUGCCAUUUGGGCAUCCGGUUCGGUUGGUAGACUUCUUAAAAACCUUAACCGGCUUGAAUCGAAGUCAAUUAAAGCUCGGUUCAAUCACUACAACAAACAAAAAGAAACUCUUAGAUGAUGGUCAACUCUUUUGGAAUCAUUUCGUUUGCAUCGAACACACACCCAAUUCGGAGGAUUUUUUGAGUCAGUUACACCGAGGCGCGGCGGUCCAAUGUAAACCAAAUCAACGCGGAUUUGAUCAACUGUUUCCAAUUUACCUAUUGCCAAAGGGCCAGGAACGAUUGGACAAGAAAAACAUCACAUUUUGUGGGAUUCAGGUCAAGAACAAGAUGCAAACUGAAAACUUAGCGGUUGACUCUGACAAGUGGACCCCCGAUUUCGCGAAAAUCGACUGCAAUGAAAAAAAUCCGUAUCUCGUGCUUUUCUUUAGUCUGAGGGACUCGAAAACGGACCUCAUUCCCAUACCUGUCAAUCCCGAGAGCAAAAUAGACUUGGGACGACGGGCAUCUCAGGCAUUCUACAGUUUGAGUUCUUUUAAGUUUUUGUCUGAAGGUCUCAAAAAGGCUUUGACGGAGCUGAUAAAUACCCACCCAAGCGUCUCACUGCUUCACAGUAAAUCUCUUCCCGACACGAAAGCCUAUGCAAAAACAGUUUCUCCAUUAGUUUCUUCCACACAAAAUCAAAAACGGAAAAGGUGAUCCUUGCAGACUGUUAUUUUCAAUCUGUUGUUUUCUGAUGUUGCUUCUAAUAAAUAUACUAGCUUUGCUGUGGUCUACUGAAUUGACCCACU